Molecule: messenger RNA, 3914 nt
Organism: Ceraceosorus bombacis
Lineage: Eukaryota; Fungi; Basidiomycota; Exobasidiomycetes; Ceraceosorales; Ceraceosoraceae
Source: the annotation of a GenBank genome assembly
AUGCUACCUCUUCGGUUAUCCGCGGCGCGAGGUCUUCCUCCAAUCUUCGCCAGGACUGCUGCCACUGCUCGUCGCACACCUUCUUCCGCACCAGUCUCGUCUGCCGCUCGCUUCGCUCCAGAUUCUCUUGGAGCUAGCUUGACACCCGCUUCGCUUCACGCCAAGCAGCUUUCAACCUCUUCACCCUGCUCUACGCCUCGCGAUACGGGUCCGAUUGACCGGACACUUCGUGCAACUCGCAUUCGCGACCAAUCAAGCCACGCCGCAACCGACGCGACUGGUAUCAAGCUCCAUAGGUGAGUGCCAAGCCACUGUAAACUCGUCCCAUCGCUUGAUGGCGUACAUGUCGCCGAUACGUAACCCAUCGCUUAUCAUCGUCCCGUAUCCCCACCCCAGCGAAAUGUCGGAAGCAUCGCGCGCGCCCGGCAGCUCUCGAGCACUUGCCACGGCCGCUACCACUUUCACUUCGGGUUCCGCUCCUUUCGAAUCUCUACCCCCCGGGUUCGAGAUCCAUCCCAGUGUUGACGGCAACGAUGCAGCACCCUAUGCCGUCUUUACCAGGCCGCUGGAGCUAAGCGGUCAAGAUGACAGAUCCUACCGGCUCAUUAGGCUAGCAAACGGUCUCGAGGCGCUCGUGAUUCACGACACAGAGACGGACAAGGCCAGCGCAGCGAUGGACGUUCGCGUCGGACACUUGUCGGACCCGGAAGAGCUGCAGGGCUUGGCUCACUUUUGCGAGCAUCUGCUUUUCAUGGGAACCAAAAAGUACCCGAGGGAGAAUGAGUACAGCGAGUACCUGUCUAACAACAGCGGUGCUUCGAACGCAUACACCGGCAUGGAGAACACCAACUACUUUUUCGACGUGGGCCACUCUCAUCUCGAAGGCGCUCUGGACCGCUUCUCCCAAUUCUUUAUCAGCCCGCUUUUUGAUCCAGGCUGCACCGAGCGCGAAAUUAGAGCUGUCGAUUCGGAACACAAGAAGAACCUGCAAAGCGAUGCUUGGCGGUCUUUCCAGCUCGAAAAGAGCUUGAGCGACCCCCGGCAUCCUUACUCGCACUUCGGAACGGGCAAUCUCAAGACGCUGUGGGACGAUCCGAAAGGCAAAGGCAUGGAUGUUCGGGACGAGCUGCUCAAGUUCCACGACAAGUAUUACAGCGCCAAUGUCAUGCGGUUGGUCGUUCUCGGCAGAGGUGAGUCGAAGUGCAGAGCGGAGGUCAGAGCGGCGUGCUUUUUUCUUUCGUGUUGGCUACCAAAGCAGAACACGUGCAAUCAACAAGCGGACCGCUCACCACGUCUGCAUGCCUUGCUAUGCAGAGAGCCUCGAUCAAUUGACACACUGGGUGGUGGACAAGUUCUCUGGCGUUCGCAACAAAGGCGUGGCAGCCCCUACUUUCCCAGGCUCUCCCCUCGGAGCGGAGCAGUUGCAGACUCAGGUCUUCUUCCGUAGCGUCAAGGACAUUCGCCUGCUCGAUGUGACCUUUCCCAUUCCUGAUCAAGGACCUCAUUUCCGCUCCAAGCCUGGUCAGAUCGUGAGCCACUUCGUGGGACACGAAGGUGUGGGAUCGAUCCUAUCUCAUCUCAAGGCCAAAGGCUGGGCGAAUCACCUCAGCGCUGGGGCUACGAAUGGAGCGGACGGCUUCGAAUUCUUCAAGAUCAGCGUCGACCUCACACAAAGCGGACUGCAAAACUACCAGGAAGUCGUCCAAGGCAUCUUCCAAUACAUUGACUUGCUGCGCGCUUCCGCUGUUCCCGAGUGGUCCUUCAAGGAGGUGCAGCAGCUUUGCGACCUGGCCUACCGCUUCAAGGAGAAAGUCCCGCCAGCAUCUUAUGCGUCAGCUCUGGCGACUCAGAUGCAAAUGCCAUUUCCUCGCGAGUGGGUCCUCUCCGGCCCUUACUUGACGCGCGAAUUCGAUCAAGAUCUCAUUCGCAAGACCAUCGACUGCCUCACCCCCGCCAAUUGCCGAAUCACGGUAGCUGCGCAAAAGAUGCCGGAUGGAUCAAAGGACUGGGCAGCGAGGGAGAAGUGGUAUGGCACAGAGUACAAGCUCACCGCCUUGCCUGAGACGCUGUUGAGGCCAAGCAAUGGUCAUGUGUCGCAAGGACUGGCCUUGCCCAAACGCAACGACUUUGUGCCGUCCGACCUCGAAGUGGCAAGCGUCGAAGCUUUCCGCCAGCCAGGCUACAGACCCACUAAGCGCCCAACCCUUUUAAGCAACACGCCACUCGGUCGUUUGUGGCACAAGCGCGAUGACCAAUUCCUCAUGCCCAAAGCAAAUUUGUUCAUGCUUCUUCGCAGUCCGCUCAUCGAUGCGACUCCAAACAACGCCGUAAAGUCCCGCGUAUUCGUAGAGCUUGUCAAGGAUGCGCUGACGGAGUACUCCUACGAUGCUGAGCUUGCGGGUCUUGGAUACAACAUCGAAUCGCAAGCUGAUGGUAUCGGUCUGAGCGUCGACGGAUACAGCCACAAGCUUCCCGUUCUUUGUCGCUACAUCCUUGAGGAGAUUGCCAAAUUCAAAGUGGACCCCAAGCGUUUUGACAUCAUCAAGGACUCUGUUCGACGAGGCUACCAGAACUUCAGCCUAGAGGCACCAUACCAGCACGCCAACUACUACAUGACGUACCUUUUGGUUGAGCGCAUGUGGACAGCAGAGGAAAAGCUAGUCGAACUAGAGCUUUUGACACCCGACGAUCUGCAGCGUUUCCUCCCUGAUCUCCUUGGUCGCCUGCACAUCGAGACGCUCGCCCACGGCAAUGUCACGCCGGCACGAGCGGGUGAGCUCAUGGCUCUUGCUGAGGAUAUUCUCGCGCCAAAGCCCCUGGCUGCGAGCGAGCUUGUGUCCCACCGCUCUCUCAUAUUGCCGAGACCAUGCAACUUCUCAUGGUCGCGGGAGGUCGCCAACGUUGACAACGUCAACUCUUCUAUCGAGUAUUACUGCCAGAUUGGAGACCCAGUGGACUUCAAGCAGCGAGCCACUCUUGCUCUGCUCGCUCAGAUCGCUUCCGAGCCCGUCUUUGAUCAGCUCCGCACCAAGGAACAGCUUGGCUACUUGGUGUUCAGCAGCCCCCGCAAGACGAUUGGCAGCAUGGGUUUCCGCAUCUUGGUCCAGUCCGAGAGGGAUUCUCGGUACGUCGAAUCCCGCAUCGAUGCCUUCUUGGACCAAUUCAAGGCGCACUUGGAAGGUUUGAGUGAGAGCGAAUUCUUGGCGCAGCGCGAGAGCCUGAUCCACAAGAAGCUCGAGGUGCCUAAAAACCUGUACGAGGAGUCAAGUCGCUUCUGGUUCCACAUCCAUUCCGGAUACUACGACUUCCUGCAGCGAGACGUGGACGUUGCUUCGCUCCGCAAACUCGCAAAGCGCGAUGUGGUGGAUCUGUUCAACACUUACAUUCACCACUCGAGCCCGACCAGAUCCAAGGUGUGCGUGCACUUGCGAUCUCAGGUCAAGCCGCAGCGCUUCGGCGUGCAAGCUGGGGAGAAAUUGCGCGAGGUGGCGAGAAGCAGUGGCAUUCCCAUCAGCGAAGACGAAUUUGCUGCGCUCAAGGCUCAGCAGCCCAACGUAGAGAUGGUCAAGGAGUACACAAGGGCCAAUUUGGCACGUGCAGACCCUCCGAUGGACGAAGCAAAGACGGCUCAGCUGAUGGCUACGAUCGACAAGCUCGCUACCGAAUACCCCGCCGAAACAGACAUGGCUGAAGAUGAUGUUGCGGAGGAGCAAUCGAGGAGAGAAGCGUCGACAGAGGUGGAGAUCACCGAUGUCAAUGUCUUCAAGGCUGGCUUGCAACCUUCUAGAGCUGCUCAGCCCGUGAGACCGUGGUAUGACUUCACCUCGGAACCAGCUGCGGACAGCGAGGAGCGCGGAUAUGCUCGAGGAUCGGAUGCGUCGCCAACGCAAAAGCCGCCCAAUGCUAAUCUCUAG